GAAAGCAUUUAAAACCAAAAGUAUCUAAUUUUAUAAUUAUUGAUCCUUAUCCAAAACUCCAUCUCUCUAAUGGCUUUACUGCAGGUAAUUAGCAUGUAAGCUAAUGCCUGGUGGUGAAGGAACCAUGGAGGGAGCCAGCGUCACUGUCUUCAUCACUGUCCAGAAGAUCUACUACCCCCUCCUUUGUAUCAUGGGUAUUCCAGCUAACCUCUUCACAUUCUACAUGAUCUGCUUCCGUAAAUGCGGGAUGUCAGAGACGGCCAUCAUUUACCUGAGCUGUCUGGCCAUCGUGGAUACCUUCUACCUGGUGUGGGUGAUCCUUAUUGAUCUGACUCUCACCUUCUGGGUACAGCAGCCCUUCUGGCAUUCCCACCCUUGGUGUAACAUCUUGGGAUUCCUCCAGUAUGGAUCACUCUACAGCUCCUCCUGGAUUGUGGUGAUGUUCACCAUCGAGCGCUACCUCGUCCUCCGUAGCACAGCGGCCAAGCAGCACUUCUCCCAAGCCUGGGUCACUAAACUAAUGUGUGUGACUAUCGUCCUGGUGUCACAUCUCGUCUCUGUGCCACUGUGCUGGAUUAACAUUGUCACACCUGUCAACUUUACUUUGGAUGGGGAGAAUGUGACACUGCCCAGAUGUCGCUACCGCAAUGAGAUCUACUCUACUGUAAUAGUGUGGAUAACUACCUUCCUCUCAGGGGGAGUGCCUAUUGUGUUGGUCAUCAUCUUCAACUACCUUAUGGGGUACCAUCUGCGUCGCGCUAGCAACCUCUUCACCAAGGAGGAGCGUCGUGUCAUGCAUGGGAGAAGUUCCAGGGCCAUGUUGAGGAGGACCAUCCUGCUGCUGGGCACUGUUUCUGUGGCCUUUGUUGUGCUCAGCCUGCCACGUUUUGUGACGUACUGCAUCCUGAGGACCAAGUACAACAAUGAAAACUUCAACAGGAAUGACUACAGCAUCCCCAUCAAUGUGGCAGGAGAUUUGGCCAACAUGAUGCAGAACCUCAACUCCACCACCAACUUCCUGCUCUACUGUGUGGUCAGCAGAUGCUUCCGGCGGGAGUUGGUCCAGGUGGUGACUUGUAAGGCAAAGGCACGGGAGCUUGGCUCUGUCCUCACCCACACCACUAUGAAAGUUUUCUCAGUUGUAGAUCAUAAGGCCUCCCCACCCACUGAUCCCGUGACUGUGGUAUUGACUUACCUCAAACAGACAGGGUAAAAAGGAUCUGGAAGACUGGACCAAGAUCAUGAAGGUCAUUAAGCAUUAAUGACCUCCAUUAAAGACUUAAUAACUUUGGAAACUGUAGACUGACAAAAUAAAUUUAAAUUAGGGCCCACUAAAUAGCUUUCUUUAGGGCUCUGUGACCACAUAUUACAUUCUUCAACCCCAGAUACAUACUCUGGUCUCAUCAUGACAACCAAGCCAUUCCAACGAUGAGAAAAAUAAGGAAAUAUAUUUUUUAAACACAAAAAUAUGUUUUUGCUUUCCUGUUUUGGCGUGACAAGGUUGGUCAAUCCACCACUGUGGUCCAAACUGAAACAUUUCAACAACUCGAUGAUGUAUGUUUGUGAAAUUUUGAAAAGACAUUCAUAGUCCCUGAAGGAUUACUCCUAGUGACUUUGGUGUUCCAGAAGAUAUCCAGCAAAUGAUACAGUGUCCAACAUCAGAAUUUAUUUAUCCAGUAAAAUAUCUAAAUGUGCUAGAUGGACUGGUCAGAGUUUUGGUCAGACAUUCAGGGUUCUCAGAUGAUGUAUCACUAUGACUUUUGUGAUCCCCUGACUGUUUCUCUAGUGCCAUAAGGUUUUAUCGGGUUUAGUGCCAUGAAAUGUGGUCCAGAUAUUUAUGUUCCCCAGAGGACAAACUGUCAUAACUUGAUCUCCAGUGCCACCAUAAGGUUUAAAAUGUAAUCAAUCCAGUAUUUGUUCAUGAUCAAAUACAAAUACUGCAAAACUAAGGAUGUUCUUAGCAGCCUCAGCAAAACUUGAUUCACAAAACAUGAUAACAGAAUAAACAAGGUAAACAUGGUAAACGGCAUGUUGGCA
Molecule: messenger RNA, 2037 nt
Organism: Scatophagus argus
Lineage: Eukaryota; Metazoa; Chordata; Actinopteri; Scatophagidae
Product: probable G-protein coupled receptor 139
Exons: 2
Coding region: 104-1213 (369 amino acids)
Biological process (GO): G protein-coupled receptor signaling pathway
Cellular component (GO): membrane
Molecular function (GO): G protein-coupled receptor activity
Source: RefSeq, a predicted model, not a curated record